Molecule: messenger RNA, 1628 nt
Organism: Protobothrops mucrosquamatus (brown spotted pit viper)
Lineage: Eukaryota; Metazoa; Chordata; Lepidosauria; Squamata; Viperidae
Gene: DPP10
Product: dipeptidyl peptidase like 10
Exons: 17
Biological process (GO): proteolysis
Molecular function (GO): serine-type peptidase activity; dipeptidyl-peptidase activity
Source: RefSeq, a predicted model, not a curated record
AUACAGAAGUGAUAUAUAAAAACAGGAAUGGACAUGUUAUUAAACUGAAUGUAGAAACAAAUACAACUACAUUAUUGCUGGAAAAUGCAACUUUUGUAACUUUCAAAGCAUCCAGAUAUUCAGUAUCUCCAGAUUUAAGAUACGUUCUCCUUGCUUAUGACAUUAAACAGGUUUUUCAUUAUUCUUAUACAGCUUCAUAUGUGAUAUAUAACAUACAGACAAGGGAAGUUUGGGAGUUAAAUCCUCCAGAAGUAGAGGACUCAGUUUUACAGUAUGCAGCAUGGGGUGUGCAAGACCAGCAACUGAUUUAUAUUUUUGAAAAUAACAUCUAUUACCAGCCUGAUGUAAAGAGCAGCUCUUUGAGACUGACAUCUUCUGGGAAAGAAGGAAUUGUUUUUAAUGGAAUUGCAGACUGGUUAUAUGAAGAGGAGCUGCUUCAUUCACACAUUACUCACUGGUGGUCACCUGAUGGAGAGAGGCUGGCGUUCCUUAUGAUAAAUGACUCAUUAGUACCAAAUAUGCUUAUUCCUUGGUUUACUGGAUCUCUGUAUCCCAAAGGAAAACAAUACCCAUAUCCAAAGGCAGGUGAACUGAAUCCAGUAGUAAAGCUGUAUGUUGUCAAUCUAUAUGGCCCAACACAUACAUUGGAACUCAUGCCACCAGACAGUUUUAAAUCAAGAGAAUAUUAUAUAACGAUGGUCAAGUGGGUGAGCAACACUAAGACAGUGGUGAGGUGGCUAAACAGGCCUCAAAAUCUAUCCAUCCUUACAGUGUGUGAAACAACCACUGGUGCCUGUAGUAUGAAGUAUGAAUUUACAUCUGAAGUCUGGCUUGCUAAGCAGAAUGAGGAACCAGUUUUUUCUAAAGAUGGCAAUACAUUUUUUAUGACAGUUCCAGUUAAACAAGGUGGUCGUGGUGAAUUCCACCAUAUUGCUAUGUUUAAUGUUCAGAUCAAAAAUGAACAAUUUAGUAUACGACAUCUGACAUCAGGGAACUGGGAAGUUAUAAAAAUCUUGGCAUAUGACGAAAAUACCCAAAAGAUUUAUUUUUUAAGUACUGAAAAUUCACCAAGAGGAAGACAAUUACAUAGUGUGUCAACAACUGAAUUGCUGAAUCGUCAAUGUCUCUCAUGCAGUUUUAUGAAAGAUCGUUGUACAUAUUUUAAUGCAAAGUUUAGUCCUUCAAUCAAGUAUUUCAUUCUACAGUGUAAGGGUCCUGGUGUUCCGAUUGUCAGCCUGCACAGCACAAUUAAUCCUGAAAAGUUUUAUAUUUUAGAAAACAACUCUGUUUUAAAAGAAGCAGUUUCAAUGAGAAAAAAACUACGAACAGAAACUAGAAUGCUUCACAUUGAUGACUAUGAACUUCCUUUACAGUUAACAUUUCCAAAGGAUUUCUCAGAUCGAAAUAUGUAUCCACUUAUCUUAAUAGUUGAUGAAGCUCCAGGCAGUCAGUUGGUUACAGAUAAGUUUCACAUUGACUGGGAUUCUGUGCUUGUCAACUCUGAUAAUGUCAUCAUAGCUCAGUUUGACGGAAGAGGAAGUGGAUUUCAAGGACUCAAGAUUUUGCAAGAGGUUCACCGUUCACUAGGAUCAGUGGAAGUGAAGGAUCAGAUAGCAGCGGUAGAGUAC